CCUCCUCUCCCAUUUGCUGCUGUGCGCUUCCCAUCUCCAUCACUGGAGCGCGGACAGGAUGGAGGCGCUGCUGAAUGAGUGGCUGUGGCAGGAGAAGUACUGGCUUCCUCCUGGCAUGCGCUGGCGGGACAUUGAGGUGACGGAGGACGAGGGCCGCUUUCCUCUACCCAGGGAUCUCAUCUACACCUUGCCUCUGGCCUUCGCCUUUAUAGCCCUCAGAUAUGUCUUUGAGAGGCUCAUCGGUGUCCCAUUAAGCAGACAUUUAGGUGUGAAGGACCGGAUUCGGAUUCGAGCUGCUCCCAUCCCAAAGCUGGAGACUUUCUACAAACAGAACAGGCAGCCACCAUCGCAAAGUGAGGUGGCGAGCUUGGGGAAGCAGUGUGGACUCUCUCAGAGGAAGAUCCAGACCUGGUUCAGACACAGGAGGAACCAGGACCGACCAAGCAACACCAAAAAGUGCUGCGAGGCCUCCUGGCGUUUUGUCUUCUACCUCAUAUCGUUCACUGCAGGGCUCGCCUCUUUAAUUAAUACUCCGUGGUUCUGGGAUCACAGAGAAUGUUGGAGGGGUUAUCCCAAACAGCCCGUGGCCGAGGCUCAUUACUGGUAUUACAUCUUGGAAAUGGGCUUCUAUUUGUCACUGCUCCUGUGCGUCUCUGUGGACGUCAAGCGAAAAGACUUCAAGGAGCAGGUAAUCCAUCACAUCGCCACCAUAUUCCUCAUCGGUUUCUCCUACUGUGCCAACUAUGUGAGGGUUGGCACACUGGUGAUGCUGGUGCACGACUCGUCCGACUUCCUCCUCGAGUCUGCCAAGAUGUUUCACUACGCUGGCUGGACGAGGACGUGCGACUCACUCUUUGUCAUCUUCUCUCUGGUCUUCCUGGUGACGAGGCUGGUGGUGUUUCCUGGCAGAGUGGUUCACACAACCCUGGUGGUGUCUCUAGAAUUCUUCCAGCCCUUCUUUGGUUAUUACUUCUUCAACGGCCUUCUGUUGGUGCUGCAAGCCCUGCACAUCUUCUGGGCCUAUCUCAUCCUGCGCAUGGUCUACAAGUUCGUGUUCAUGGGCAAGGUGGAGCGUGAUGAACGCAGUGACGAGGAGAGUGAAGUGGACGAUGAAGAGGAGGAGCCCGAGGAGGAAGGGGACGAGUGCAGCUGGGAGCAAAGAAAGGGCACAAUCAACUCCAAACUGGCAUCGCUGGCUAACAACUGCGUCCUGAACAACCUGACCAACCAGAGGAAUAUAAACAGCAGAAUGCCCAAAGCCAGAUAGUGGAGCAGCCGGCCUUUUCCACGCCGACCGAGCCUCACUGGAAAAAUAAGUUAUUUCCCCCCCCAACCGCCUAUUUGGAGACUCAUUUCUGACAUACGAUACAUACAUGUGUCUUGUGUACAUCCAGCACGGUCCACUGAUGAUUUCAGAUCAGGCUAGGCGAAGACGCACUGAUGAUUGUAAAUCUGCACACCUGGUGUAAGAUUAGGAAGUAACGCCUUGGUUACCGUUAUCCAUACCGCUGCAUACUGUUAAGAUAGAUUUGGCAAAAUAAGGAAAUUUCCUUUUCAACAAAUCAUACAUGUUGUUUUUGCAGAUUUUGUAUUUAUGCUGUUUCUUUCCAUUGUAUUAUAUUUUUUGUAAAUACCUGAACUGUGCUACGAUGCAUUUAUCCUUUCUUUGCUCUUUGUUUGUUUUUACACAAAGUCCAUCUGUUCUGAUCUAAUGUGUGGUCUAACAUGUUUUAAACAGGGCAAACUGAAGCUAGAAUCUAAGUCACUCCCAUAUCUUUCUAUUCACAUACACAGUAUGGUUGAUUGUACAUAGACAACUAAGAAUAUUGAUUGUAGUAAAUCUGUUGAUAAACCACUUUAUAGAUCUAUUUUUUAUGAACCAUUUACUCAACAGGUGAUUUUUAUGUUGUUGCAAUAAUGUGGCAGAAUCUUAAAGGCUACCGCAGAAGUCCCUUAGGGAGGAUAAAGUUAUAUUUUUCUGUGAUAGGAUUUGAUUUAUCACUUUUUAGAAGAGAUGUGGCGCCCCCUGGUGCCCAUAGAAGAACAUGUCCUUGUAGAGAACACACUCUCCAUGUCUGCUAAAAAUGAUGCCUUUACAAAAAACUGUACUGCUCCUAGAAGUAUGAACUUAAACCACAUAUGUGUGUGAGUGUGUGUGUGUUUUGUUUUCUACUUUGACUGUCAUUGUGACGGGCAGCAUGACUUCUCAACAAGUUUUUUUGUUAAGGUUUGCUCUACUGGACUUUAGUUUUGUGCCUUGGCUGCUGUUUUUACACUUUUCUGUGACAAACACUUGAUAUUACGCUCUGUGUGUGAGUAGGAUUACCUUCACUGGACAGUUUUUACUUUGAGCGGUUUUAAUGUUUUGCUUGAAAUGUUAGUGAGGCUGGUAGUGAAUAGGUAAGCCAUGAAAAGUACAUGCACACAGAUGGGCAUUAGUGAAAUGUGAGGUAUUUUAGAUAGCGGAGUUGUCUACAAAGGUCAAAAUGCUUUAUGGCUCAGAUGUAAAUGUAAAGAUUUUUUUAUAAACUUGAUGGCAUAUUUUGAUAUGACAAGACAAGGAACAAGACAUAAUUGGAUUUUACAUGUAUUUUAACCGUGAAAAAAACAUGGCUCAGUGUCUGUAAACUGUCUCCAGGUUUGGCUCCAGAUGGGUCAUCGUGAUUGUCAGCAGUGCAGCACAGAGAUAUUGUUCAGAACCAUCAUAAACUACAGUACACUCAUACACAGUAGGUCAUUCACUACCAGAAACAGGUGUUGCAUAUUCACAGGUUAGUAAGGACAACUCAUGAAGAUACAUGGUGAGAGUAGAAACUGGGUUGUGUGUCUCUGAGCAGGGACUUAAUCACACUGCAGCCCACGACACAAGGUGGAUUUAAAAUGAAGUUAUAGAGCACUCAAAGGGCUGACCCACUAGGUGACACAUCAUGACCCCCACUAGGAUACUGUUUUUAAAUUAAAAAUAGAUAUGAAAGUAGGAGAAAUGUCAUGUUUCCAUGAAAGUAACACUUGACUGUUUUCUUCUGAACGCACACGGACGCUUUGUUGAUUGUGUGGCCAGUUGGAAAGUUUUAAUAAAUUACUUCUAUUGAAUAAAUUAGCCCUGCUGUCUUAUUGUACUAUUCUUGAGUCC
Molecule: messenger RNA, 3133 nt
Organism: Epinephelus moara (kelp grouper)
Lineage: Eukaryota; Metazoa; Chordata; Actinopteri; Perciformes; Serranidae
Gene: cers4a
Product: ceramide synthase 4a
Exons: 11
Coding region: 59-1267 (402 amino acids)
Biological process (GO): ceramide biosynthetic process
Cellular component (GO): membrane
Molecular function (GO): DNA binding; sphingosine N-acyltransferase activity
Source: RefSeq, a predicted model, not a curated record